Messenger RNA from Lathyrus sativus (Indian pea), 1362 nucleotides. Lineage: Eukaryota; Viridiplantae; Streptophyta; Magnoliopsida; Fabales; Fabaceae. The record is from the annotation of a GenBank genome assembly.
AUGCUUGUGGCAUUGCUCUUGCUUUUGGCAUUGAGCAAUGCCUCUAAGGUUUAUGGAGAUUUCGAGCAGUGUGGUUUGAAUCCGAAAUUGGAUCCUAGACCACAUACUGUCUCUAUUUUGGAGUUCGGUGCGGUUGGUGAUGGUAAAACACUGAAUACACUUGCGUUACAGAAUGCAAUUUUCUAUGUCAAGUCAUUCGCUGAUAAGGGCGGUGCUCAGCUCUAUGUGCCACCGGGAAAGUGGCUCACCGGAAGUUUCAAUCUUACCAGCCACCUCACCCUCUUUUUAGAGAAGGGCGCUGUUAUUAUUGGAUCUCAGGAUCCAUCGCAUUGGGAUGUUGUUGAACCUUUACCUUCGUAUGGUCGAGGGAAAGAUGUUCCUGAAGGAAGAUACAAGAGUUUAAUCAACGGUUACAAGUUGGAGGAUGUGGUUAUAACAGGAAAUAACGGAACCAUUGACGGCAUGGGAAUGGUUUGGUGGGAAUGGUACAAUUCUCAUUCGCUUAACCAUAGUCGUCCUCAUUUGGUUGAAAUUAUAUCAUCCGAUUCUGUCGUAGUUUCAAAUCUUACAUUCUUGAAUGCUCCGGCAUAUAGCAUUCACCCAGUUUAUUGCAGCAAUGUACAUAUUCAAAAUGUUUCAAUCUCCACUCCACCAGAAUCCCCCUAUACCGCCGGUAUAGUACCAGAUUCUUCCGAUAAUGUUUGUAUAGAAGAUUGUAAUGUAUCCAUUGGAUAUGAUGCAAUAUCUCUCAAAAGUGGUUGGGAUCAGUACGGCAUUACCUAUGGAAGACCGGCCAAGAAAAUACACAUAAGAAGGGUUCAUCUUCACGCAUUUUCCGGCUCUGCUAUUUCAUUCGGUACUGAAAUGUCCGGCGGAAUUUCAAAUGUUCUAAUCGAUCAUGUUCACAUUGUUAACUCAAAUAGCGGCAUCGAGUUCAGAACAGUCAAAGGAAGAGGCGGUUACAUAAAACAAAUCGCUAUAUCCAACAUCGAAAUGGAAAAUGUUUAUACAGCAAUUUCAGCCAAAGGUAAUUGUGGUUCUCAUCCCGACGACAAAUUCGAUCCAAAAGCACUUCCACUUUUGAAUCACAUUACUCUGAAGGAUAUUAUCGGAACAAAUAUCACAAUUGCUGGAAACUUUAGCGGCAUAGAAGAAUCACCCUUCACCGAUAUCUGCCUUUCAAACAUAACAUUGUCCACCAAUUCGGUUUCUUCCAUUACAUGGGAAUGUUCAAAUGUCUCCGGAUUUUCAGACUCAGUGCUCCCUAAACCUUGUCAAGAACUCGAUAACCCUUCAAACUCUUCCUCCUCGUUGUGUUUCUAUCUCAUGAGUCUCGGUGAGAAAAAUUCUGCAGAGCUUUAA